AUGGACCCAUCUCAAACUGCUGAGGAAUCAACUGUUGCGACCGAGCCUGUCCCCAAGCCUGUCCCGGCCCCCGCUUCCGAAGCUUUGAUCGAGAGACCAGCAUCACCCGUAACGCCGGCAGCCUCUAUAGCGCCCAAUGACCUCGCGUCUCCGCAGGCUCCCCAGGAACCGGAGUCAGCGGCAGUGGCUACAGAGAAGCUGUCAUCGAGGCCUAAGUCAGCAUCACCCAGAGCGAACGGAACACCCUCCCCGCCAGGUAAGAAAGCAAGAGGCAAGCGCAAGAGACAAGGCUCUCAGGAAAGUGAACGAUCGUCGCCUACUACAACCAGUCCGAAGACGAGCGAAGAGCAGAUCGAACAACCCACAGAGCCCAUGGAUACAUCGCUGGAUAUACAACCUGAAACUACAGAACCAUCAGCCACAGUUGUGCCAGAUACUGUUGAACUGUCAAACGACACAAUUCUUCCAGAUCUUCCUGCGUCGACCCAACCCGUUGAGCCUCAAACCGUCGCCGAGCCCCAAUUGACCGCCCCAUCCCAAGAAACAACCCAAUCCCAUGCCGCCACCGAACCUCAACCGACUACGAAGCAGUCAAGACUACCCGUUCCUUCGCGAGCCAAGCGACCACGCGGCGAACGAGCUGCAUCCGUCCAGCCAUCUACGACUACGGUCAAAGAGCCUCGAGUGGCGAGAGCAGGGUCCGCGGAAAGUGCGCCAAGAAUCCGGACACGGGUGGAUGGGCCAGAGAGUCAGAGAGCAGAAGGAGCCCGCAGAGGACGUCCGCUACAGUCGGAGCGCGCUGGUCGCCCCGGAAGAAAGGUUUCGCCCUCUCUCCAGGACGUGGUCGAGGAGGAAGCUCCAGUCGAGGAGGCGCAGAAGGAGCCCAUGCCAAGAGGGCGGAGACCCAAGGCAUCUGAGCCACAGCCGCCGGAGCCAUCAGAGGCGCAGCCGAAGCGCAAAGGACGACGACCCAAACAAGCAGUUCCGGAGCAAGCGGAACCUGCACCACAGCCACAGGGCCAUGAAGCAGAGGCGGAGACAGCAUCUCGCUCGAAGCCAAGAGGACGGAGAGCUAAGCUAAUGGAACCGACACCGGAGACAGCAGCAACGGCUCCGGAACCAGCGAUGCCUGAUUCAAGGCACAGAGGGCGAAGAGCGAAGACCGCUGAGCCAGAGCCGGUAGAGCCAGAGGGGCGGAGAGCUAGGACUGCAGAGCCAGAGAUUCCACAACCAGAGACAAAACCGACGGAACAACCAGUGGACGAGCCAGAGCCAAGGACGGCUGAGCCGGAGGCAGCACAAGCGGAGCCCGGCGCGGCAGAUCAACAACCAGCCGAGGCAGAGCCCAGGCGCAGAGGGCGGAGAGCACGGACAGCUGAGCCGGAUGAACCACAACCACAGCCAAAUCCAGAGCAGGCCACGCAAGAAUCAGUUGAGACAGCGCCGAAACCCAGAGGACGGAAAGCACGGACAGCCGGGCCGGAAGUUGAAACAGCGCCAAAGCCAAGAGGGCGGAAGGCGAGAGGAGCCAAGUCGACACCACCAAUGCCAGCAGAAGCUGUUCCGGAACCUGAAGUGGUCGAACCCGAGGCACCCGCUGAACCCCGAUCUCGCAAGCGUGAUCGUGGCGGCAGGCAGGCAGAAGAGAUCAACCCUCCGACGCGGAGACGCAAGCCCAGACAACCUCGCGGAGAGACCGUGCCGGUCACUGUGCAUCGUCUUGCGAACGUUGCUGCUCUCGGGGGCGACCCCACACUGUUGGAGUCGUCGGAUGACGAGGGCGAGACCGCUGAGGCAUCGUCCCGAAGCGGCGUGAAUGUGGCCGACACAUUGGAAAAGACGCUGACAACGCUGACCAACGGCAUCGACGGCGAAGGGAACGACGGGCGACGCGCCGAAUGGACGCGCAAGAAGAAGGUGGUCGAGGCCCGACUGCUCGAGCUGAGUGAGAUGCUGGACGGCAACUUCGUGCUUGGGCGCGAGAUGAUGGAGUAUCGGAGUCGACUGUACCAAGUGCGAAAGGAGCGAGAGGCGGUUGCGUUGCAAAUGGACGCUUCUGCACGAAAGGCGCGUUCGACCAUCAACAAUUCCCUCCACAGUCUCGACCUCGCGCUGGAGCGUCGUCAGACCCACCCGGCCGAUCCUGAUGAGACCACUGAUCUGGGGGGGAUGGAGUUUCUGCUUCGCAACGUUGCGGAGACGGUCAGUUCCGCCGCCCCCGGCGGCCAGGGCGGGCUGCUGCACCAACUUCGCUCCUUCAACGCACAGCUCGAAUCCACGGCACGGCGGCUGGAGAGUUGA
Aspergillus brunneoviolaceus CBS 621.78 is the source of this 2301-nucleotide messenger RNA. RefSeq lists its product as uncharacterized. The record is from RefSeq and is a predicted model, not a curated record. The transcript has 20 exons. The coding region runs from base 1 to 2301 and encodes 766 amino acids. Lineage: Eukaryota; Fungi; Ascomycota; Eurotiomycetes; Eurotiales; Aspergillaceae.